Molecule: messenger RNA, 1538 nt
Organism: Pogona vitticeps (central bearded dragon)
Lineage: Eukaryota; Metazoa; Chordata; Lepidosauria; Squamata; Agamidae
Source: RefSeq, a predicted model, not a curated record
AGCCUCUGAAGUGACUUCAAGCCAACCCGAAGGGGGGAGAGAGAGACCUGUUUGCCAAAGAAAGGUGAUGAAGAGGACAACUGCAAUUCUAUAGAACCAGUCAGUCCUUCAUUAAAAAGAAAACCCAAGUGUGGAACAACAACAAAAAACUCUUUACACAUUAAAAGGAAAGGGAAGAAGGGAAGCCAGGAAAAAAAGAGAUAAAGAAAACUCCAGCUUCGACUGCUAUUGAAUUUGAUGCACUUCUGAUCACAUGAAAAAAUCAACAAGGAAAAGAAAGGACAAAAGUUUCCCUGAGCAGGUUAACAUGCAAGGGUGCCUCAGAUGACAGUGGUCUUGACAUAGUUCACCUAGAGGAGAAACGAAGUCAAUGCAUAGAAAACGGAAAGAGCAUCAUGAUGCAGAGUGACAUUAGUUCAACUGACAAAUCCCUGAGAGGUGAGAGACAAUACAAAUGCCUACAGCGUGGAAAGAGCUUCAGUAAGAGCAGUACGCUCAGUUGCCGUCAAAGAAUGCAAACAGGGAAGAAACCAUAUAAAUGCAUGGAAUGCGGGAAGAGCUUCAGUCAGAGUGGUGACCUUAGGUCACAUCAAAGAACUCACACUGGUGAGAAACCUUAUAAAUGCAUGGAAUGUGGAAAGAGCUUCAGUGAAAGCAGUACGCUUAGAUCACAUCAAAGAAUUCACACUGGGGAGAAACCAUAUAAAUGCUUCGAAUGUGAGAAGACCUUCAGUCAUCGCAGUAACCUUAAUUUACAUAAAAGAACUCAUACUGGGGAAAAACCAUAUAAAUGCAUAGAAUGUGGGAAGAGCUUUCGUCAGAGAGUUCACCUGAGUUCACAUCAAAGAACUCACACUGGGGAGAAACCAUAUAAAUGCAUGGAAUGUGGGAAGAACUUCAGUCGGCAAGUUCACCUGCGUUCACAUCAAAGAACUCACACUGGGGAGAAACCAUAUAAAUGCAUGGAAUGUGGAAAGAACUUCAGUCACAGAAUAUCCCUGAGUUCACAUCAAAGAACUCACACUGGGGAGAAACCGUAUAAAUGCAUGGAAUGUGGGAGGUGCUUCAGUAAAAGCAGUCACUUCAAUUCACAUCUAAGAAUUCACACAGGGGAGAAACCGUAUAAAUGCAUGGAAUGUGGGAGGUGCUUCAGUAAAAGCAGUCACUUCAAUUCACAUCUAAGAAUUCACACAGGGGAGAAACCGUAUAAAUGCAUGGAAUGUGGGAGGUGCUUCAGUAAAAGCAGUCACUUCAAUUCACAUCUAAGAAUUCACACAGGGGAGAAACCGUAUAAAUGCAUGGAAUGUGGGAAGUGCUUCAGUCAGAACAGUCAACUUAGAUUCCAUCAAAGAACUCACACUGGGGAGAAACCAUAUAAAUGCAUGGAAUGUGGGAAGUGCUUCAGAAAAAACAGUUACUUCAGUUCACAUCAAAGAACUCACACUGGGGAGAACCCAUAUAAAUGUAUGGAAUGUGGGAAGUGCUUCAGUCAGACCAGUCAACUUGUAUCCCAUCAAAGAACUCACACUGGGGAGAAA